This is a messenger RNA of Cynara cardunculus var. scolymus (artichoke), 384 nucleotides long. Its product is annotated as CLAVATA3/ESR (CLE)-related protein 9-like. Lineage: Eukaryota; Viridiplantae; Streptophyta; Magnoliopsida; Asterales; Asteraceae. The transcript has a single exon. Bases 1 to 384 code for a protein of 127 amino acids. The record is from RefSeq and is a predicted model, not a curated record.
AUGGUAGCCGGAGUUCUACGUUCACCGGCAACCCUCCUCCUUCUUACUGCCAUCACCCUCCUCCUAUGGUUCACCACCACCACUGCCACCAUCGCCGCCAUCUUUAACCAACCACCACCAAAUUCAAUCGGGAAAGUUCACAUCCAACAACGAGAUCACCACCACCACCACCUUCUCCCAUAUCCACCGGCUCGCCGUACAUUGCACAACAAAGAAGCAUUACCACCACCGCCCAAGAAAUUCAAUUUCUUGCCGUUCAUUUACAGGCGGCACCACCACCGGAAAACCCAUCAUCGUCCUCUCGUUCCACUGUCCAAGAUUGAUCCACGAUAUGGUGUCGAGAUGCACCUGGUUCCGACCGGUCCAAACCCGUUACACCACUGA